CCUUAACCCCUGCUCUUCUUCUCCAGUAUUUUAAACACUUAUACUCAACUGAUAACCAGACUUAAAAUGUGUGAACCAGUAAAACACCGAAAAACAAUGGCUUAAGAAACCUAACAAAUCCCCUUAAAUCAUGAAGUCAUGUAAUCUACAUGCUUCCAAUCAGUAAAUCAGGGAAUUACCUUGUAUAUUUAAACCCUUAAACACACACUUAACUAUCAAACAUCAGAGUUAAAAUUCUGAAACACACAAAAAUGAGUCACCUUAUCAUCAUAUUCCUAGCUCUUCUCUUAAUGCUUUCCUACAACUCUGUGAUAAGCCAAGAACAAACGGGAGGAGAUACACUUCCGUGUAAUGAGGUGAUUAACGAGCUAUCACCGUGUUUAUCUUACCUUAAUAAGCAAUAUUCAUCUCCCUCGAGUUUUUGCUGUCAAGGUGCUAACUAUGUUUGGAAGCAAUAUGGGAAGAAGAAGAAACAAAGACGAGGAGUCUGCGAGUGUCUCGAGUCUGUACUGCCACUCAUAGGUCAGAUUGAUGGUUCAGUCAUCUCUGCUAUACCUCAACAGUGUGGGUUGAAGAUCAAAAUUCCUCCUAUCAAUGGAGACUUCAAUUGUUCUAUGAUACAUUGAUCGAGAAUAGACGAAAAAUAAUGAUGUCUAUAAUAAAAUUGUGAUCUUUAGUCAUAUAGAUUGGAAAUUUUCAAUCCUUCUAUGAAACUUUAAACUUGUAAGUGACAACAUCAAAAUUUGAUACAAUUAUAGAAUGACAUUUCAUCCGUUCA
Molecule: messenger RNA, 778 nt
Organism: Spinacia oleracea (spinach)
Lineage: Eukaryota; Viridiplantae; Streptophyta; Magnoliopsida; Caryophyllales; Amaranthaceae
Product: probable non-specific lipid-transfer protein 2
Exons: 2
Coding region: 252-626 (124 amino acids)
Biological process (GO): lipid transport
Molecular function (GO): lipid binding
Source: RefSeq, a predicted model, not a curated record